UAGACCACGAACGUUUGUCUGACAUGUAGGUAAUAGCAUAAAGUGAGAGUUUGUGUUUAGCCACGUAGUUUGAACACGGGGCAGGUGGUUGUAGUGUCGUAACGUUUGGCUCAUCUUGCUAUAGACUGUCAUCUCCUCCCUACUCCUGUUUCCCUGUGACUACCAAUGCGAAUGCUGACCGUGGAGCUGACACACUUCCCUCCUCUGCUCCUGUUCCCCUGGGCUAGCUCGCAUUGUGGAAAAGGCCGAGAGAGACUCCCACUGCUGCUAGGAUGAGUGUCUCUCAGGAGAGAGAGGAGGCUUCAGGUCACUGUGAGACACUCAGACCGGAGUCUGCAGCACACAGCUGUGUGCAACAAAGCAGCAAACCAACACACUCUGAUGGAGGACCACAGACUCCCAGACCUCCAUCUCCAGUGCCCAGCUGUGUGUCCAUGAAGAGUGAUGCGUCCAUAGAACUUCCGCCCAAAUUCAGCAGUGAACCAGUUCCAUCAGGUCUAAAAGAGACUCCCACUGCUGCCUGGAUGAGUGUCUCUCAGGAGAGAGAGGAGGCUGCAGGUCACUGUGAGACACUCAGACC
Messenger RNA from Alosa alosa (allis shad), 580 nucleotides. Its product is annotated as nuclear factor 7, brain-like. The record is from RefSeq and is a predicted model, not a curated record. NCBI's taxonomy places the organism in Eukaryota, Metazoa, Chordata, Actinopteri, Clupeiformes, Clupeidae.